AGUGAGCAGAGGAGCCGUCUGUGGGAGGGCCACUGCCAUGCGGCGUGCCUGCAUUCCUGCUGCUGUGCCUGGUAGGAGUGGAGAGACUCGGCUUCCCCUCUGGGCCGCGAGUGGCCUCCUCCUGCCCGCCCACCCGGCAAGACCCCUCUCCUGGAGGCCCCUGUGAGGCCUCCCCCGGCCCCUGUGGCCAUGCUGAAGCAGAUCCUGUCAGACAUGUUCGUGGAUCCAGAGCUGCUGGCUGAGCUCAGCGAGGAGCAGAAGCAGAUCUUGUUCUUCAAGAUGAGGCAGGAACAGCUGAGAAGGUGGAAGGAGAGGGAAGCUGCUGCCCCGCUGGAGGAGGACGCCUCGAGAGGGCAACGAGCAGGGAGGACAGCCCAUUUGCAGCACGGAAAAUCUGUGCAGUGGAAGCUCGGAGCAGAUGGUGACGUCUGGGUGUGGGUGAUGGGGGAGCACCCACUGGAUACGCCGUAUGACUUGCUGUGCAGUGAACUCGUUGCUGAGAGAGAGAGGAGGCAGCCACCACAGGGAACUGAAGCACGGAGGUUGCCAUGUUUUCCACCAAAACUGCCUGCACCCGAGCAAUGGCAGGCACUUGAACAGCCGCCGGGGCAGGUAGUGGAACUGGAGCAGGCUGGAGUGGCUGGGCUGGCGCUGCCACAAUGGCAGCAGCCCCCUGAACAGGCAUGGAAGCAGGUGCAGGUUGUCCUAGUGCUGGACCCAUCACAGGAGCAGGAGCGGCUUGUUGUGCCUGGACGAGGGCUGCCCAGAGAUGCCCCAUGCUUUUCUCCAUCUGGUGCAAUGCCCGGCGGUACUCCUCUCUCUCGGAAUCCCACGCCUCUUCCGAAGCCUGAAGCAUCCGCCACGCCUCGGCUUCUGAGGAAUCGGCUCCUUCAGAUGGGCGGCCGAAAGUAUUCCUUAUGUUUGAAUGAGAGGAAACAGCUACUCACAUCAAAUAGAUUUUUAAAAAGGGAAGUGACUGAUGUACUGAGCAUUUUCUUUUAUGUGCAGCAGAGAAAAGAUGCACAGAUGGGGACCAUCAUGAAUCAGAGCCAGACCCAAGGAGAACUGGCCACAGAUCCUGUGGAGGAUUCAGGGCAGAAUGCAGACAAAGAAGAUCCUGUUUGGCUGGAAUCUUUGAGGCAAUCCAAAGCAGCCGACGAACGGCGCCGGUCCCUGGCCAGGCACGCACGAGACGACUACAAGAGGCUCUCACUGCAAGGGAAGCACAAGGGCCAAGCGGCAGAUGCUCCCAGGCCUUGUGGGAGGGGGGAGCCGAGGCGGGUGCUCUCCCCUCCGCCACCUCUGCCACCCAAGCCCAAGACUCUUCUUCCCAGAGCCAGGGUAGCCAAUGGACCACUAACCCGGAAGCAGGGAGUUCAAAGGAGCACUUCGACUUCCACUCGGGAGAGCAUCGUUCAGUGGUUCAAGGAAGAUCAGCUGCCUCUGCGGGCAGGCUUGGAGAGGGCGGCAGGCCACGUGGCUCCCUGGUUCCACGGCAUUUUGGCAACAAAGGAGGCGGAAGAGCUGCUGAGCAAUGCGGUGCCUGGGACCUUCUUGAUCCGGGUCAGUGAGAAGAUCAAAGGCUACGUCCUUUCCUAUCAGUCAGCCAAGGGCUGCAAACACUUCCUGAUAGAUGCUUCGGGGGAGUCCUACAGCUUCCUGGGGGUGGACCAGCUGCAGCAUUCCCUGUUGGCUGACUUAGUGGAUUACCAUAAGGAUGAGCCCAUCACAUCUUUGGGGAAGGAGCUUCUGCUGUACCCCUGCGGCCAGCAGGGUCAGGCACCCGAUUACCUGGAUCUCUUCCAAUGAAGCCUCCCGUUCCAAUUCGCUGCCAUGUGGAGAGAAGCCCCUUGAUGUGAAGUUUCUGACUGAAACAAAGCCGGUGCCUUUCAGCUCUUGCCUGGGCCUCUCCAAUUGCUGGCCUCUUUCACCAUCUGGAAAUAAAAGGCUAGUCACUCUUGUCUGCUGGCUACAGUCAGUUGUUGGGCAAAAAGCCCCAUCCAGGUAUGAAAAACCAGGACAUGCAAUUCUGGUGGCAUGAAGAAAAAGACAGAAGAAUAAGUCAUUUGGGAGAGAUAAUUGGGGCAUUUAAUUUCUUGUCAUCUUUGUUCCCGCUAAAGCCUGCCAUUGUGCAUUGUUGAAAGGAAGUGAUGUUGUACAUCUUCCAAGGACAAUUCCAUUGUUUCCGGAAAAAUACUUGAAGUGGUUGUAUUGUGGAGAAACAGGUAGAGUUGCCUUGGUAGCAACAAGAGGGUGAGCUCUCUCUGCUCCCAGGAGCUGGUGGGGGAAACAGAAUUGAGACCUCUCAGCUGCAGCUUCAGAAAUAAACCUGUUCCAGAAUGGCAUCUUGACAGGUUUUUGUCCUUCCAGUGGAUCUGACUUGCUGCUAGAUUGAGAGGGAAAACCUUGGUCUUCCUAAAUAAAGAUGCCAUGGAUGGAAGUUGUCCAAAACCACUUGCCCCUUUGUCUCCCUUCUAGGUGGCCACUGGACUUCCUAAACUGCACAUUCAUCUGUGUCUAUAUAACUGGACAGUGAGUUGAUUUGCUUGUUUCCCCCAAGCUCCACAUCCUAAGGAUUGAGGGAAUUCAAGCCCAGUGGACCAACCUGAAUGCAACACGGAUCCUUUGAAGGCUGUCAGCUGCACAACACUGUCACAUGACGAUGGCACAGAAAAGGGUUACUGCUGAGUGUGUUGUCCAUGGACUGCUCUGUUCGUUCUUGACACACAACCACCUCAGGCCUUGUUCUUCAGUGCAGGCUUUUAGGAAGGGUGCAACCUUCUAGCAGUGAAAUGUGGCUGGCGUUCCCAUAUGGCUCUUAAUAGGGGAAGACACAAGCCCGCAGCAGUCCUGCAGUGCCCCUCCCCCAUGGGCAAGAUGCAGCUAGGGUUGCCAGCAAGAGAGUGCAGUUGGGUCAAUGACAUGUCAUCCUUUCUGUGGCACACCUGAAAGUGAAGUCACGUUGCUCAAGGAUUCAACAAAAACUCUGAUUUUACCACAGAGUGUCCACUGAAUCCUAGAGCAGCCUGUUGGGAAAAUGCAGUGGUUGUUCUUUCCUAGUUUGUGCCAAGUAUACUUUAGGUGCAUUUCCCACUACCUAAGUGCCAGGCUGUGUGCUCAUGGCGUGCACAAGAUGGGAAUCUGUGGAAAUGGCCCCUUUCCCUUUUGGACCAAAGUCUUGUCCUGUAGUGGGGAACUGUAGCUGUUUUUUUUCUUAUCCACAUAAAAUAACCCCAGUUGCAAAUGACCGACUACCUCAAACCAGACCAAGACAUUGGCAUUCAUUGGGUGCAGGGUAGAUGGGCACUGAGAUUAAGCAACAGUUUGGAGCAACAUGUUUAUUAAAUGCUUAAUUAUAAAAAUUAUGUUUGGAAUAUAGGGUUUCCAGUAGUCAUGUGCCUGACCUGGAUAGCCCAGACUAAAAUCUGCGCUAUUCGCAGCAAUAAACACAAUUUCAACAAGCCCUCCCCACCACUGCCGAAGCCGUCUUCACCCUGGUUCCGUCACACGUUCGACCCCUCAGCGCGGGUUUUUCCAGGAUGUGCUUGAAAGUGAACCUUUUGAAAAAACACACGUUGGAGCCAGAUCCGAGGGGAGAAUCAGGGAUUGGAUCUGCGUUUGUUUUUGCGCCAUUGGAGUGACGUGACGGCUUUCCAGCGAAUCAGAGCACUUUAAUUAUUGAAAAGGCGGGGCAGGGGCGGGAGAUGAAAAGCCCUGGCUGGUGCGGGGAGAAAGGGAAGGUUUGCCUUUCUCCGUUGCCUUCCGGUGUCAGGACCAAGCCUGUCAGUAUCUUGAUGUCUUGCUGUGUGUGAUUAGCAAUUGUCUUCCUGUUCCCCUCUUCCCUUCCUAGCAAUCUCCUGUUAGCAAUCUCCUGGCGCUGGCCCA
Molecule: messenger RNA, 3885 nt
Organism: Sphaerodactylus townsendi
Lineage: Eukaryota; Metazoa; Chordata; Lepidosauria; Squamata; Sphaerodactylidae
Gene: SH2D4A
Product: SH2 domain containing 4A
Exons: 9
Coding region: 190-1809 (539 amino acids)
Cellular component (GO): cytoplasm
Molecular function (GO): phosphatase binding
Source: RefSeq, a predicted model, not a curated record